Messenger RNA from Camellia sinensis, 700 nucleotides. NCBI's taxonomy places the organism in Eukaryota, Viridiplantae, Streptophyta, Magnoliopsida, Ericales, Theaceae. The record is from RefSeq and is a predicted model, not a curated record.
UCAGUAACCUCUCACUUCCCGUUCUUGUUUGUCUUAUGUUUCUUCUUGAACUGAACUUGGAGAAAUUAUCAAACAGAGUGCUGCGAAGGGAAAUAACAAGAUUUGGACCUGAUCAAUUUUUCUGACAAAUCCUACAUACAUGAUCCGGGCUAUUCCAAGCAAUGCAGCUGACAAUGUGUAUUGUACACUCAUUGCUCAGAGUGCUGUUCAUGGAGCUAUGGCCGGGUACACAGGCUACACAAGUGGGCUUGUUAAUGGCAGACAAACUUAUAUUCCUUUCUAUUUGGUAUUAUAUAUUAUCUAUGAAGUGGAGCAUUCUGUAAGGAGGAUCUUCAUGCAACUGAAUAAAAGAAUCAUAACCGCUGACUGGUUUUAAAUGUCCUGAAGGGUAUAAGUGAUGAAGACUGCAGGUUGUUGGGCUUGAAUCCUAAGUAUGCCCGUUCAGAUUGGAUGAAAUUGCAAUAGGAUGUCAUUGUGGUAUGAGUGUACUACAGAAAGAGUUGAAGAACUGUUCCAAUAGUCUCAUACCUUGUUAUUUUCUUUGAUUUCUUUGUUCUUAUAAUUUUUGGUGAGAGCAAAGUGUAGUUUGAGAUUGAAUUUUUAGUGAUUGUUUUUGCCAAAUCACAUAUUGUACGUACUAUUGCUAUUGUAUACAAGUUAAAUUCUCAAGUUUUCUUCUUAGUUAAAUUCUUUGGUUGUG